This is a messenger RNA of Pistacia vera, 502 nucleotides long. RefSeq names its product agamous-like MADS-box protein AGL104. Lineage: Eukaryota; Viridiplantae; Streptophyta; Magnoliopsida; Sapindales; Anacardiaceae. Gene Ontology annotation, biological process: regulation of DNA-templated transcription. The record is from RefSeq and is a predicted model, not a curated record. The annotation marks the transcript as partial. The transcript is spliced from 9 exons. Gene Ontology annotation, cellular component: nucleus. Gene Ontology annotation, molecular function: DNA-binding transcription factor activity.
GAUUGAGGAUGUGUUUUCUCGUUAUAUUAACCUCCCCGAUCAAGAAAGAGAACAUGCUUUGAUUUUUCCUGACCAAGGCAGACACCCUGAUAUUCAAAACAAAGAGUAUCUGCUAAGGGCCCUGCAGCAACUAAGGAGUGAAAAUGACAUUGCUCUUCAACUAGCCAAUCCUGCAGCUAUCAACAAUGACAUUGAGGAACUCCAACAAGAAGUUGGCAGGUUACAGCAACAACUUCAAAUGGCUGAGGAGCAAAUCAGGACAUAUGAACCUGACCCUUUAAGGAUAACUUCUAUGAAAGAUAUGGAAUCAUGCGAGAAAAAACUGGUUGACACUCUAACACGAGUAGUGCAAAGAAAGGAUUCUCUUUUGAGUAACCAUCUAUCUUCUUACGACCCAUCUAGUAUGCAGCAAUGUCAGCAAGCGAUGCCAACCUCUUUUGAGAAUGAAGUUGUGGGCUGGUUGCCUGAUGGUGGUCAUAAUCAAGCCCAAAUGUUCGACACA